This is a messenger RNA of Arabidopsis thaliana (thale cress), 1332 nucleotides long. RefSeq names its product F-box/RNI-like/FBD-like domains-containing protein. The record is from RefSeq and is marked reviewed. Lineage: Eukaryota; Viridiplantae; Streptophyta; Magnoliopsida; Brassicales; Brassicaceae. The transcript is spliced from 3 exons. The coding region runs from base 1 to 1332 and encodes 443 amino acids.
AUGAGCACGAAGAGAGGAGUAACAAGUCAAGAUAGUAUAAGUUUGUUACCGGAUGAUUUGCUGUGUCGGAUACUCUCUAAUCUUCCUACAAAGGUUGCUGUUAGGACUAGUGUUUUGUCCAAGAGAUGGAAAAGAUUCAGUCUUUCGGUUCCUCUGUUGGAAUUUAACGUUUCAGAGUUCCAUGGUUACUAUGAAUUUGCGCGUGUUGUCCAUGGUUUUCUAGAUACCUCUAGAGAGACAUGCAUACACAAACUCAAACUUGCUUUUGAAAAAAAACAGCAUGAUAGGUCUUACUUGACGCAGUGGAUCCACAAUGCGGUUAAGCGUAAAGUACAACAUUUGGAUAUAGGUCGUUGGAGUUAUUUAGGUCAGGAGCUGAUACCCCAUAGCCUUUACACCUGUGAGACUCUGGUAUCCUUGCGACUCCAUAAUGUGUCAUUGCCUGAUUUUGAUCAUGUUUCUCUACCUCGUCUCAAAACAAUGCAUUUAAUAGACAACAUUUACCCUAAUGAUGCUCUUCUGGAGAAUCUAAUCUCAUCUUGCCCAGUUCUUGAAGAUUUAAAUGUCUCUAGAGAUGUAGAGAACAUUGUUAAGGUUUUACGAGUGCGUUCUCUGUCGUUAAAGAGUCUCAUACUUGCUCUCGAUGGUGAUCGGUAUGGGGAUAUUGAAGAUGAUAGUUGGGAGGUUGUGAUUGAUGCUCCUAGACUCAGCUAUUUGAGUCUUAGAGAUGACCAGUCUAAAAGUUUCGUAUUAAGUAGUGUGACUUCACCUGCCAAGGUAGAUAUUGAUGUAACUUUCGAUGUGGUGAGAAGUGUAUUGAAAAAUUUCCUGUUAACGAGAAGUGUAGUGAGAAACUUCUUCACCAGGCUCUCGAGCGUAAGGGACAUGACUAUGAGUGGAACAACUUUAAAGGUCCUCUCUCGCUACAUGAGACACGAACCACUGCCUCAGUUUCCUAACAUGAUCCAAUUCUAUGCGGUCUUUUGUAACUCUGAUUUGGAAAAGUUGCCAAACUUUCUUGAGAGCUGUCCAAAUCUCAAAUCUCUUGUAUUGGAACUGGAGGUAUUUAAGAAGAACGACUUACUUAUUCUCUCAUCAUCAAUUCCAAAAUGUUUGAGAUCAUCUCUGGAGCACGUUGAGAUUCAUACACCGAUAAGCGGAGCUGAAGCUGAAAUGAAACUAGUAAAGUACUUCCUCGAGAAUUCGGCAGUGCUCAAGAAGUUUACAUUGCAAUUGGGUUGUAAGAGAAUGGACGAAGAGUCUAUCAUCUUCAAGGAACUCUUGAGAUUUAGGAGAUGUUCUGCUUCUUGUGAAGUUGUUGUUGAAGUUUGA